GCUGUUUUUGACAUUCUGCUUUGAAUCAAUUUUUCUCCCCACACACACACGCAUACACACGCACGUGCACACACACAUACAAAUACGCAAAACACUGCGACCGUAAGACUUGAAUAGUAGUUUGCUAAGAAAUUGACUUCAACAUUUGCUUAAACCCGCAAUUCAAUAGAAUGCGCCACGGAAGCAGCGCAGCAGCAGCAGCAGCGAGAGUCGUCACUUAAAAAGCUAGCGAGCGAGCAGCAGCACCAACAAGAACGUCGGCAACGGUUGGCUUCAACAACGGCUACAUUUCAUUAUUGUUCGUCGUGUGGUGUGGAGGUGGAGAGCGCUCCCCGUCAAUUAUAAAAUAGUAUAUCGUGUAGUUGUCGCCGUCGUCGUCGUCGCCGCCCCCGCUUCCCCAUCCUUAGUACGCACACACGCACACUACGAAAAAGAAAAGAAGCAGCAGCCUGUGUGACCGUGUGUUAUACAACAAAAUUACAAGUGUGCAAAUUUGAAGAAGUAGAACCGGCAAUCAGAAGAAUUCUGAAACCAAAUAGCUGUGGCAACAACAACAUCUACCCAAUCUUAGAUUCCCGUGAGUGCGUUUGCUUAUGUAUGCGUGUGUGCGAGUGUAACUUACAAUUGAAGCAAGCAAAAAUAUCACAAUUUAAAACGAGUGCGUCGUCGUCGUGGUUGUCGUUGUUGCUUAUCAUCAGCUGGUAAACUCGCUGCGAAAGUUGUGGUGCAAGCCAGAAGCGAAGAGAAAUCACACAGUCAAAGCAAAAGAAACGCCAAUAAAAUAUAACGCAAAGGCAAGGAGUUCACUUUUCAAUCCAAAACAAUGAAUAUCGAUGAUUACGAAUCAUUGCCAACGACCAGCGUUGGCAUCAAUAUGACGGCUGGUGCAUUAGCUGGCAUAUUGGAGCACAUUGUCAUGUAUCCGCUGGACUCGGUGAAGACCCGCAUGCAGAGCCUGACGUCACCGACCAAACACUUGAACAUCAUGGGCACCUUUCAGAACAUGAUCACCCGCGAGGGCAUCAUGAGGCCAAUUAGAGGAGCAAGCGCCGUGGUUGCGGGUGCUGGACCGGCGCAUUCUUUGUACUUUGCUGUCUAUGAGAUGACCAAGGAGCAGCUGACCAAAGUUACAUCACACAAUCAUUUGAAUUACGUUCUUUCUGGUGCGUUGGCGACGCUGGUUCACGAUGCCAUCUCCAAUCCCACGGACGUGAUCAAGCAACGCAUGCAAAUGUACAACUCGCCAUACACCUCGGUGGUGCGAUGCAUGCGGGAUGUGUAUCAAAAAGAAGGAUUACAUGCCUUCUAUCGCUCCUACUGGACGCAGCUCGUCAUGAACAUACCAUAUCAGACGAUUCACUUUACCACAUACGAAUUUCUGCAGAAUAGGCUGAAUGUGGAACGCAAGUACAGUCCAGUGGUGCACAUGGUGGCAGGCGCUGCAGCUGGAGCUUCGGCGGCGGCCAUAACGACGCCUCUGGAUGUGGUGAAGACGUUGCUCAAUACACAGGAGACGGGCCUGACACAGGGUAUGAUCGAGGCUAUCCGAAAGAUCUACCGCAUGGCUGGUCCAAUGGGUUUCUUCAAGGGCAUGACAGCUCGUGUGCUGUACGCCAUGCCCGCCACGGCCAUUUGCUGGUCCACAUAUGAGUUCUUCAAGUUUUAUCUGUGCGGCAUGGAUUCGGAGAAAUACAAAUCGUCAAUUACGGGUCGCUCGGAGUUGCAGACACCGCAGCAGCGGGCCACCGACUAUGUGCUGCCCAAGAGCGAGUCGGAUGAGCAUGAGGCCGAGCUGCCCGAGAUAACAGUCGCUGGUGUGGCCAAGGAUGGGGCUGUGCUGCAUCCGGCACCGCCAACAGUGAAUGCCGCGGGUGCCAUUAAAACAGUCUGCGAGCUGUCGACACGAACGGCGGCGCCCACAAUUAAUCUGCAUACGAGGCAUACGGAGGUGAAGGGUCCCUACGAGCGGGGCUUCUCAAGUACGUAAGGCUGAGGCGUCUGGACGCGAUGAAGCAGCGCGUCAACAGCAGCAGCACCAGCAGCGACUAAAAACAUAAGCGUAGCUUUUAGUUAAAACAAAACAAAACAAAAAUGAAAGUGAUUUGGAACGGAGCCCCGCAACAAGCAAGCCAUAAAUGUGGGUGGCACGAUGUUUGAAACAUCUGUCAGCCAAGUGCCGAGCAGGCGAUGGAGCGACGACGAUGAUGGCGACGAUGAUGGUGCUCGGUUCCAGUUGCUUUUUGUAUGAAUACUCGACGCGGGAGUCGGUGAGAGAGUUUUAUCACUCCAUGAACAUAGUCGGAGGUUAAAAAUUUGUAGUUGUUGUUGUGCACAAAACUCUCGCUCUCAUACACGCCACACACACAAACACACACAUACAUACACCCACCACACACACACACACACAACACACAUACACAUACACACCCACAUACGAGACAGUCAUCUGCGAAAUUCUUUGUUAAAAUUACUGAUAAUAAUCUAAUAUUGUAUCUAUGUUACCUUGGAAAUGAGAGAAAAAACCUACUUGUAAAAUACUAUUACCUAAAAUUAUGUAUUACUACGAUGAUUUUUUUAAAAAAAGAAAACCAAUUUAAAAUUAUAUAUAUAUAUCUAUAUACAUAUAUUUAUGUUUAUGUUGUUAAAGCAAAAAAAAAAGAAAAGAAAAAUCUAAACGCAAAGCAAAACAAUACAAAAUAAAACGUUUCGCAAGACAAAAAUUGAUUUGUAAUCAAAUUACAAUUAAAACAUACACAAUUAAAAACAAAAUUAAAAACAAAUUAUUGCUGUUACAAAUGUGGAAAAUUUCAAUUAGAAUUUAACCGUUUAGUGUAUUUUAUGAUCAAUUUACAAAACUCUGCCAUGCAAUGCUGCAGCUGACUUGAGCGUGAUCCCUUUAAUUGUUGAUCCCUCAUUUCGAUCAGGCCCACGCAAUUGGAUGUAUACUUUAAGUACCAAAGUUUUUUUGUUUUUCUCUUAAAAAUGCAAACAAAAAAUGUAAUUCACAGUCAAGUUAGCCUCGCAUUGCAUUAAAACACAAGACACACACACACAGACAUAUAAUAAUUAUUACUUUUAUUGUUUGUUAUUAUUUAUAUACAUAACAAUAUUAUAUAUGUAUAUAUAACACAUGUAGCCCUAAAAAGAAAGAAACAAAAAACAAA
Messenger RNA from Drosophila sulfurigaster albostrigata, 3164 nucleotides. It is a transcript of the gene mfrn, whose product is annotated as mitoferrin. Gene Ontology annotation, biological process: iron import into the mitochondrion. Gene Ontology annotation, molecular function: ferrous iron transmembrane transporter activity. The transcript has 7 exons. Lineage: Eukaryota; Metazoa; Arthropoda; Insecta; Diptera; Drosophilidae. Bases 824 to 1987 code for a protein of 387 amino acids. The record is from RefSeq and is a predicted model, not a curated record. Gene Ontology annotation, cellular component: mitochondrial membrane.